AUGGAGAAGACGCGGGAAAAGAAGAAUAUUCACAUGGGAAAAGAAAAAAGAGAAGAAGAAUUAGUGAAUACAGGAUAUCCGUUUUUCACCACAAACCUGACGAGUCUUGAGCCAACGCGAAAUGCAGUGAAAGUGGAACGCGUGAUUGCAGUUCCCCCAGGCGACAGUGCACUCCUCCUUGAGACCGGCGGCCUGAUUCGCCUGACACUCGAUGCACAAAUCCAUGAUGUGAUUGCGACAAAUGGCGCAGUUGUCGACCUGAAUGUCCCAUGCCCAGAGAGCGACGGCACUCCAUUUCUUGACUUCGAAACGCUUCUUCACCGUCUGGCUAGUCGCCUCCUCGACUUCCAUUGCGUUGCUGUCACUUGA
This is a messenger RNA of Caenorhabditis remanei, 369 nucleotides long. RefSeq lists its product as uncharacterized. The record is from RefSeq and is a predicted model, not a curated record. The transcript has 2 exons. Bases 1 to 369 code for a protein of 122 amino acids. NCBI's taxonomy places the organism in Eukaryota, Metazoa, Nematoda, Chromadorea, Rhabditida, Rhabditidae.